UAUUUUACCUUUGUAGUGCCAAAUGAGGCACUGACAGCAUCUGGUCAGAGUCUGGAAAUAACCUUUUUUGCUUUUAUUGCCUUUAAUUAUCUAUGUGUACCUCUAUGUGUUCAAGAGCCUAAUGCAAUACAGAAAGAAACAAUAGUCUGAGUACUAUUUAAGAACAUGUGAUGCAUCUAUGACAAAGGAACUUUUCUCGUCUUACAUUAUACAUUAUAUGAAGUGUCUGACACAGGAUGAAGUGAAAUGUUCAUAAUCAUUCUCUUUGAUUUGACAGGAUUUGUUUAGAUAUCUGUAUCAGAGAUCGCCAGCAAUCCAGGGUGCUCUCCUGAGAUUUUCAUCAUUAUGGCCAAAGGGUCAAUUGAGGGGGUCUUAAUGCAGUGUCGUGGACAUGGUUUGAGUGACUUCUGGUUUGGCGCUGACAUUUCAGUCCUGAUCAUAGGAGUGUUGGCUAACGGUGCCCUGCUUUGGCUAUUUCUGAGAGAAAGGAAAUCACUGUCUGCCUCACAGGUUCUAGGUGUGAAUCUUGUUGCAAUGGAUCUUGUCUACCUGUCUAUAUUGCCUGUCAGCUUGCUUCUUAACUUUGAUAAAUCAGGCAACAGUUCAGACUUUACAGACAUUAACUGGGAAAUUCCCAACAAUCCAGAUCCAUUGUAUUUGGCAAGAGAUGUCUUCAGUAUGUUCAACCUGAUUGGCUGUCCCCUGCUGCUGACUUGCAUGUGUAUUGAGCGCUACCUGGCGGUGACUAGACCUGUGCUGUACCUGAGAGUGAGGAAGUGGGAGUACAAAAUGGCUGUUUCUGCUGUGGUGUGGUGUGUCACCUUUAUCUUCUGUCUGGCAAUGGGUUUAGUGGGCAAUAGUAGUAUCAUUAUGAUCCCCGUUUCCAUCAUCAUUUCCAGCCUCUUCUUCCUAAUGCUUGCCUGCCUUGUGGGUGUGGUCCAGUCACUGCGGCAGCAAAGCCCUGCCCACACCACAUAUGGUAACAAAGUCCACUCUAAGACACCCCUAAAGAGACGGGCGGUCAAUAAUGUGUUGGUUGUGGUGGUGCCUGCAGUGAUAUCUUACGUCCCAGUCCUGAUAAUGCUUCCCCUGACUAUAUACAUAUAUUAUGCGAAUAGGUCUUUGUUUGAUACCAUAUGUGUUGCUGUUGAAAUAUUCAUCUCAUUCCCCAGGUUUGGUGUGCUCAUAGGUCCUUUGUUCUAUCUCUCCAAGGCAAGACAAACGUGCUGCCAUAGUGAAAUAAAUUGAAUGAAUAGAGACAUAGUGCAGCAAUAACAGUAAACAGUCAACGGGUGACUUACUGUUUUAUCUUUUUGAAAGCAGUUAUAUUGUAAACAAUCAUUAUAUGCACAAAUAAAAACGCAAUCACAUUCUCAGAUCUCAGUAGUUAUUGCUAAAUUGUUUGUAGUCUUAGGCAAGAGGACCUUUUUAGACUAACAAUAAAGGAUCUUUUUAUAUAAUGAUAUUAAUGGUAAAACCAAAUAAAGAAAAUGCUGUCAACAAUCUUUCGAUCACCCAGAAAUUAAAGUUAAAGGCUAUGUUUUCUAUGGAUGUGUGAGCAGGUGGUAGCAUCAUGUUUUGUGUUGUAAACUUCAUACUUGCAUGUGUAAAGCUUUUAAAAACAUUUUUAUUAGAUUGAAAAAUAUUAUUACUAGUGGGUACAACCUUUAGGGAAAGCAUAGUACAUUUGGAUCGGUCAAAUUAAUACCCGAAAACGUCCCAUAUGUUUUUCUAAUAUUUAAUAUAUUAGGUUUGGAGCAUUUUAAAUCUUCGGAAAAUAGUACAUCAUCAGCAUAAUGUGAAAUUUUAGUCUCAAAAACAUGUAUCUCGACACCUACUACAUUUUAUUUAUUC
Dicentrarchus labrax (European seabass) is the source of this 1854-nucleotide messenger RNA. Its product is annotated as G-protein coupled receptor 183-like. The transcript has 4 exons. The coding region runs from base 346 to 1248 and encodes 300 amino acids. The record is from RefSeq and is a predicted model, not a curated record. Gene Ontology annotation, biological process: phospholipase C-activating G protein-coupled receptor signaling pathway; positive regulation of Rho protein signal transduction. Gene Ontology annotation, molecular function: G protein-coupled receptor activity. Gene Ontology annotation, cellular component: membrane. NCBI's taxonomy places the organism in Eukaryota, Metazoa, Chordata, Actinopteri, Moronidae.